GAGCGGAGCGGCGCGGGCGGGACGGCGGCAGGGGCUGCCCGGAGCCGGCGGAGGCGCGGCCGCCCCGGGAGGGCUCUGCGCGGUUCGGCCGCAGGCAGUGAGAGCCCCACCUGUUUGCCUGGCUGUGAGGGGGGCCCUGAGGAGCAGGUUCCCUCUUUGGGAGCCCCUGUCCUGCCUUGAGCCCUGGGAUUUCAUCCAUUUGCUGCCUCUGGGUGUAAGAGCUGUGCUGAGGAAUGUUGAAGUUGGUUUGUCCUGUGCACGUGUGUGCAGCAGGCCCAGGCUGUGGAGGACACUCGUGUUAGAAGUUUAUAUGGAUCAGUGGUACUUGCUCAAGAGUGACAGUGGAGAUCAACACUAAGUCUGCCCCUGUAGGUUAAAUUGCAGACUUGAGGCUCUGGACCAGCUCAUACCAUCGACGUUUUACUCCUCCUUGGGUGUAGCUGGGGAUUUGUUCCUGAGAAAAGAUGAUGAGUGAUGCAAGCGACAUGCUCGCUGCGGCCCUGGAGCAGAUGGAUGGCAUUAUAGCAGGUUCCAAGGCACUGGAAUACUCUAAUGGCAUCUUUGACUGCCAGUCCCCCACCUCUCCAUUCAUGGGGGGCCUGCGGGCGCUGCACCUCGUGGAGGACUUGCGGGGCUUGCUGGAGAUGAUGGAAGCGGACGAGAGAGAGGGGCUGCGCUGCCAGGUCCCAGACUCCACGGCGGAGGCUCUCAUCGAAUGGCUCCAAAGUCAAAUGACUAAUGGACACAUAUCUGGGAAUGGAGAUGUUUAUCAAGAAAGGCUGGCUCGUCUGGAAAAUGAUAAGGAAUCUCUUGUUCUGCAAGUAAGUGUGCUUACAGACCAGGUGGAGGCCCAAGGAGAAAAGAUCCGGGAUCUGGAGUUUUGCCUGGAGGAGCACAGGGAGAAGCUGAAUGCCACGGAGGAGAUGCUGCAGCAGGAGCUUUUAAGCAGAACAACCCUUGAAACUCAGAAGCUGGAUCUUAUGGCAGAGAUUUCCACUCUGAAAUUAAAGCUUACAUCUGUAGAGAAGGAUAGAUUGGACUAUGAGGACAGAUUCAGAGACACAGAGGAUUUGAUCCAGGAAAUAAAUGAAUUGCGGUUGAGGGUGGGAGAAAUGGACAAUGAAAGACUCCAGUAUGAGAAAAAACUGAAGACAACCAAAGAUGAACUGUCAGCUCUGAAAGACAAACUGGAGCAGAAGGAAGCCGAGGUGAAACGGUUGCAUGAAAAAUUGGUUUGCAAGCUGAAAGGAGAAGGGAUUGAAAUCCUGGACAGAGAUGAAAAUUGUAAAAAGAAGCUCAAAGAUAAAAAUAUAGAGGUACAGAAAAUGAAGAAGGCGGUAGAAUCUCUAAUGGCAGCAAAUGAAGAGAAGGAUCGGAAGAUAGAAGAGCUUCGGCAAUCUCUGAAUAGGUACAAGAAAGUCCAAGACAUGGUGAUACUGGCUCAAGGUAAAAAAGGCAAGGAAAGUGAAAGUGAAGACUUGAAUUCAGGGUCUGUUUCCAUGGGUUUGUUGGACACACCAAGUGUGACUGACCCAGAGAAAAGCCCAUCCCCAACCCCAGUAACAGCAUCUCCAAUCCAUGAUGAGUUCAACGUAAAUAUUCAUGAAGAGAUCCACACCAGCAUUUUACAGAUUUCAAUCCCUUCCUUUUCAUCAACAUCCAAGAGCUCAGAAACUGUUGCAGAGAGACUGAAAACACACCCUAGGCCAGAUCCUGCAAGUGAAAUGAGUGAAGGAAAAUCAACAGGUUCCUCCCCUGAAACUCAUCUGUGUGAUAGUCCAGUAACUUCCACACUGCAGAAGUCCAGCAGUCUGAGCAGUUUGAGGAAAGAGGCAUCUGAAAUGGACAGAGACUGUGCCCAGAGGCCAGCAGAGCAGGCUAAACCUCCUGUGGAAGGCAAUAAUUUUGCAACCCUCCCUCCCAAGUCUCCUUCUCACGGUGGCACCAGCGACGAGGACAGUUUUGGCACUCGCAAAGCCAGAUCUUCCUUUGGCCGGGGCUUUUUCAAGAUAAAAAAUAACAAGAGGACUGCGAGUGCCCCCAAUCUGGAUCGCAGUCGAAGUGCCAGUGCACCUACCUUAGCUGAAACAGAGAAGGGAUCUGCAGACCACUUGGAUCUGGCUGGCUUGCCCCCUCGCCCAAAGGAAGCAGAUAGUCUGCAGAUGACACCACCUUCUCCAGAUUCCAGGAAAAAGGCCAGGGGAAUCAAGAAGUUAUUUGGAAGACUUAAAAGAAGUCAGUCCACCACCUUCAACCCAGAGGACAUGUCGGAGACGGAGUUCAAAAGAGGAGGGACAAGAGCAACUGCAGGGCCCCGCUUGGGCUGGUCUCGGGACCUGGGGCAGUCCCACAAUGAGCUGGACAUGCCAUUUGCCAAGUGGACCAAGGAGCAGGUUUGCAACUGGCUACAGGACCAAGGGCUUGGCUCUUACAUCAGUAAUGGCAGGCACUGGAUAUUGUCUGGGCAAACACUUCUGCAGGCUUCUCAGCAGGAUCUGGAAAAGGAGCUUGGGAUAAAGCACCCUUUGCAUCGGAAGAAGCUCCAGCUUGCUCUGCAGGCACUGGGAUCUGAAGAGGAAAACAACCAUGGAAAACUGGAUUACCACUGGGUUACCAGGUGGCUGGAUGACAUUGGCCUGCCCCAGUACAAGACCCAGUUUGAUGAGGGGAAGGUGGAUGGCCGCAUGCUCCAUUACAUGAGUGUGGAUGACCUGCUGUCCUUGAAGGUCAUCAGUGUCCUUCACCACCUCAGCAUCAAAAGAGCCAUUCAGGUUUUGAGGAUAAACAACUUUGAGCCCAACUGCCUGCGCAGGAGGCCGUCUGAUGAGAACAACGUGACGCCGUCCGAGGUGGCGCAGUGGACCAACCACCGCGUGAUGGAGUGGCUGCGCUCCGUGGACCUGGCCGAGUACGCGCCCAACCUGCGCGGCAGCGGAGUGCACGGCGGGCUGAUGGUUUUGGAGCCCCGUUUCAAUGUGGAAACCAUGGCCCAGCUGCUGAACAUCCCACCCAACAAGACGCUGCUGCGGCGGCACUUGGCCACUCAUUUCAACCUCCUGGUGGGGCAGGAGGCCCAGCAGCAGAAGCGUGAAGCCAUGGAGUCCCCAGACUACGUCCUGCUGACAGCCACUGCCAAAGUCAAGCCAAAGAAACUUACCUUCAGCAAUUUUGGGAGCCUGAGGAAGAAGAAGCAGGACGAUGUGGAGGAGUAUGUGUGUCCUAUGGAGCUGGGACGGGCAUCUGGCAGCGGAUCAAAGAAGGGCUUUAAGCCUGGCCUGGAUAUCCGAGUAUACGAUGAUGAUGAUUUGGACAGGCUGGAGCAGAUGGAAGACUCAGAAGGGACAGUGAGGCAAAUAGGAGCAUUUUCUGAAGGCAUCAACAACCUGACACACAUGCUGAAGGAAGAUGAAAUGUUCAAAGACUUUGCCACUCGCUCUCCUAGCACCAGUAUAACAGAUGAGGACUCCAACGUGUGACAGUCACCACCAGGCACUGACAAAGGCUCGCUCUCCUGCGCGCAAGGACAUCCCUGUUCCACGUGACAGGCAGCAGAUCAUGUACUUUACAUUGCUCUUGCUUCUGUUUGUUAGAAGUAACACUGAGGGGUGGAGAAUUUUAAAGAGAAGAGGAGAAAAAACAAGGUGCCUACUUAAGUUGCCAUAAAAACCACCCAGACACUGGUGAAUGGUAAUCGUUGUAACUCUAUUUAAUGUACAAACUGGUGAUAUGUUUCAGAGUGUUGCAUUGAAAUUGAUGUGGUAUGAUAGUGCUCCUUUUGCUUGUUCAUGGCCUCAGAUAAUCCUUUAUACUGUUUGAAAAGAUCAGAAGAUGUUAGGUAAAACUGUUGCAUCUGUAGAUACUGCGUGUCAGCUCUCUUUGCACUCUCAGCUGAAAAAUAGAAGUUACUGCUCUUUUCUAAGUGCUUUUCUUUGGCACAAACACCAGUUCAGCCCUUUCCAGUGUAGGAUUUUAGAGAGCCGUGCCCUGUGUAAGGUCCCCGGUAGCUCUUGACUGUUGCUCCUAUUUUUAUACUGUUUUAUAAAAAAAAAAAAAAAAAAGAAGAAGAAGAAAAAAUAAGUAUAUGAAGUACAUAUAAAAGCAAAAAUUUAAAUUUUGUGAGAUAGAGCGAUGGAAAGUGGAAGGUGUGUGAGGGAGAGGGGGAAGGUUGUAAAAAAAAUAUGCCAGUUUGCAAACCAGCUGGUUACUGGGAAAGGCAGGCUGACCUUUGGAACUGUUUGCUUUCGUUGCUUUUUACUGAGUGCACAGUUUAAUGAUCUUCCAUUUGAGAUGAAACAAUUCUAAAGCAUGUUUCUUCUAGCAGUGACUGAUCCAGAAACUGCACAUUUUAAAAUGUCUUCUUUCUUGUCCCCAGCAGCAGUAAUUAGUGCAUUCAACAAGGUUAUUAACACUUCAUGACUUAAAAAAAUUCCUUAAAGUUGAGAGUACUCCCUGCAUAUGGAAGGGAUGUUUCUGUGCUGUGACUAACGUGAAGAUGGUGUAGUUGCAAAAAAUUAAAGUUAUAUAGAGAAAUGUAUAGGAAAUAUAUUAUUUCAUAUUAUUAAGCCUAAGGUGGGACUUUUCCUCCAAAAUUCAGAUAUCAAAUGUGUUGUUCAUCAUUUUACCUUCUCAAAGGACAGCUCCUCUGCUCUUGAGGAUCAUCAGGUUUUAAAAUUCCUGACUAGCCAGUGGGAAUCUUGUGUCAGACUUCCAGUACUGUGAAGUGUCCUAGCCAAAAGCAAACAAACAAAAGUAACUUUUUAUUCCAGUGGUCAUUUGUAUGGUGUUGAACGUUGCAUGUAUUUUAGCACAAUGGCAUGAAGCUGCUUUGCUCUGUAAAGGCAAACAAAAGUCCAGCUGGAAUUGUUCCUUGCGGUGGUGUUGCUUUGCCAAGCGUUUGUCACUCGUUUUGUCGCUCUCCUUGCUGGAAGUGAGACCAUUCCUGGUGUCGUGCAGGGGAUUUGGGGUUUGUGCUGGCUUUGGGGGUGUUUCUAAAACACUGUUAACAACACUAGGAAAGGAAGACAGGUUCUUCCCAGGAUUUGCAGGGAACUCCCCUCAGGUCAGAGGAAUAUUCCAGCAUUAGAAUGAUGUAAGCUAACCCGGACCUUUGAAAGUUGUGCAGUGUAGGUGAUUAUUGAUGUACCAAGAUGCAAAAUUUAAUGUGGGCAGGUUUAGGGUGCAGAUGCUUGGGAUGUGGAUUCAGGCUUCCCUUUCUGUGAAUACUCUGCAAUAUUGUUAUUAUUUACAUGGAAGUUGAACGUAAACCCUGUGGAAACACUGGGAAAUGUGGUGCAGGCUUCCAAACAGAAGUGUUCCUCUGGAUGGCUCUCACUGGCUACUGGACAGGACUGGGUAUUCACAGGGGGGGAAGGGAGCUAGUGACACAACAGUGUGUGCUGAAAUAGCCACAAACACUCUCCAGUUUCUCUGGAGUGUUAUCAGUGAGGGCAGCGAUCAUUUAUUUAAGCAGCAUUCUGCUCCAAACAACCCUUUCCUGGCAGCCAGGUCAUCCCCUCAGAGCUGAGCCUGGUUCUCUUAUGGGGUGGGGACAUGAGAGAGGUGGUGAAGUCAGGAGGUUCUGACGUGCAUAUGUGCACACUGUCAAUACCAUCGGGGUGUUUAAUUGGUUUGGAGAGGGCAAACAUAACUGCUGUGUAUUGCCAUGUGAAAUCCAAUAAAGUCUGUGGAAAAUGCCAA
Prinia subflava (tawny-flanked prinia) is the source of this 5697-nucleotide messenger RNA. RefSeq names its product PPFIA binding protein 1 (gene PPFIBP1). Gene Ontology annotation, biological process: neuromuscular junction development. The record is from RefSeq and is a predicted model, not a curated record. The transcript is spliced from 31 exons. The coding region runs from base 465 to 3476 and encodes 1003 amino acids. Gene Ontology annotation, molecular function: protein binding. Gene Ontology annotation, cellular component: presynaptic active zone. NCBI's taxonomy places the organism in Eukaryota, Metazoa, Chordata, Aves, Passeriformes, Cisticolidae.